ACGCCCCAUAUUUAAGAGCAAAAACUGAAGUAGUUUCUCUUAGUCGAACUUUUCCUCAUAGAGAAACGAUUUAACUGAUUCAACUGCAGCCUGUUUAAACCUCAUGCAAUGACGGAUAUCACCUUUACUUUAGCAAGCGGUUCGUGUUGCAGCGUCUGAUUAACUCGAUAUUUCACGACUUUUGCACGUGAUGGAGGAGGAUCUAGGAUGUCCAGUGGCUAAGAUUAAGGAGGAGUCCGGUAGUGUUCUCCUCACCUACUUCCAAGGAGACAUCAACAGCAUGGUGGAUGAGCAUUUCUCCCGUGCUCUAAGUAAAGCAACUAAACCGGAGGGAGAGCACUCCAAAACUAAAAGAAACCGCAGAUCUGCUCAGACAAAUGAACUUGGUUCAAGUCAAUGGGAAGCACAGUCACAAACUAGGUUUCAGUCAAUGUUUCCUUCAGAACAUCUCCGGCUCAGAACAAGCAGCGAGUCUCAAUCAAACCAUCAUUUGCCACUAAAUCUCCCUGCAAACAAUGCUGUUCUGUGGUCAGGGGAUUCUAGGCAGGGUAUGAGUCUCGCUCUGCCCCCCAUGAUGUACCCCCCGGCUGUAUCCUCUGAUGGUUUGAUGGCAGCCGAACAACAGUACUCUAAUUCUCUGUUGAACUUGCUCCACAACGAUCGUCCUGACAUGAGCACAGUUAUGGGACCCUCCUCCAAACAAGAACGCAUGUCUGGAUGGGCAAAGUAUCCUGGAUUUGGCGACCAGAUGGCUUGUGAUAUCAAUCUAAACUCUGGUGUUCAGGUGAUUGAGAAAAAAGAUCUUUAUUGGUAUUAACUCAAAAGAUUUGAGAUUUAAAAGCAAGAAUAAAGAAGUCUUUCAUCGCUCUUUCAUUUAACUGAACAAGUGACUAAUGGACCUUGCAAUGCUUCACCUGGAGGCUUUUGCACAUCCAACCUGUUCAGAAACAAGCUCUUCGUGUACCAGAUUGCCCUCAGGCCAUAUGGAUAAAGACGAACAUAGAACGAAACACACACAAAAUGUAAUCUGUGUUUGUACAGUUUUUUUUUUAAAUUCCAUUUGUAGUGUCAGAGUUUAUUUGUUGCAAAUGUGUACAAUUUAGUUGAUUUUAUGUUUGUGUUGCAUUUAAUUUGUAAUGUAAUUUGUCUUAUAGGCUGCUGUGAGUAAUUAACUUUGAUUUGAAAACAUACAUUGAUCACAUACACAAAUGUAUGAAUGUAAAUGUACAUGUGAAGAGUUCAGAUGCAAAAGCCUCUAAGUGCCAUUUGAAAUUUUCUUCU
Molecule: messenger RNA, 1281 nt
Organism: Pimephales promelas (fathead minnow)
Lineage: Eukaryota; Metazoa; Chordata; Actinopteri; Cypriniformes; Leuciscidae
Gene: vgll1l
Product: vestigial like family member 1-like
Biological process (GO): regulation of DNA-templated transcription
Cellular component (GO): nucleus
Source: RefSeq, a predicted model, not a curated record